[Candida] anglica is the source of this 1389-nucleotide messenger RNA. NCBI's taxonomy places the organism in Eukaryota, Fungi, Ascomycota, Pichiomycetes, Serinales, Debaryomycetaceae. The record is from the annotation of a GenBank genome assembly.
AUGCAGGUGUACUCUCUAGUAGCGCUCCUAUUCGCUGCGUCUGUCCGUGCGGUGUCGUUGGACACCUCGAGCAAGAAUUCCAUUUGUGAUGCUGCCGCUUUGAUUGCCAAUGGUGAAUGGAACUAUUAUGAAGGGCUCAAGUAUGGUGGUACUAUCGGGAUGUUCACGUACCCUUACUAUUGGUGGCAUGCCGGUGAGGCUUUUGGUGGGUUGAUAGACUUCUACACCUUUUGCCAGCCCUCCAACGACACACUUUACAGGCUUAUUUACAACGGGAUGUACGAUCAAAGAGGUCUGGCGAACAAUUAUAUCCCAGCCAAUCAAUCAAUGACUGAGGGGAAUGAUGAUCAAGGGGUCUGGGGGUUGGCCACCAUGGGGGCCGUCGAAAGGAACUUCACCGACCCAUCCGACGUCAGUUGGUUGGAACUCACACAGGCGAUCUACAACACAAUGAAUGCCCGUUGGGACACCUCCACGUGUGGAGGGGGCCUCAGGUGGCAAAUCUUCACCUGGAACUCCGGGUACGACUACAAGAACUCCAUUGCCAACGGGUGUCUUUUCCAUAUUGCCGCCAGACUCGCAAGGUACACGGGGAACGACUCAUACGCCCAGACUGCGACGAAAGUCUGGGACUGGAUGGAAAACGACGUCCAGUUCAUUUUGCAGGACACCAGCAGUAGCGGGAAGGAGGAAUUGGUCAUCUAUGAUGGGGCCAAGAUCGCCAACAACUGCGGAGUCAUCACCAAGACCAAGUGGUCGUACACCUACGGGAUCUUCAUGGCCGGAUGUGCGUACAUGUACAACUACACGGCCGAGAACGGGACUGAUAGUGAGCUGAGCGUAUGGUUAGAACGUACCAAGGACAUCUUAGUCUCUUCCAACUAUUUCUUCAACAACUCCAUCAUGACCGAGAUGUCGUGUGCCCCUGGUGACCACUGUAACAACGAUCAACGUUCUUUCAGAUCGCUUUUCUCCCGUUGUUUGGCCUUGACAGCUGUCAUGGCCCCAAGCACCUACGACGACAUCCAACCAUUGCUCGAGAAGAGUGCCGUUGCUGCAGCACAAUCCUGUUCUGGUGGUAGUGACGGCGUCACGUGCGGGGAAAACUGGUCAGUCAACGGAUGGGAUACAAAGUUCGGCCUUGGAGAACAAAUGUCUGCCUUGGAAGUGAUCCAGGGGCUCUUGGGACUGACCUCUGCCGUGGCUGCUCCGUACACUUCAACAAACGGAGGGUCUUCCAAAUCGAACCCUGACGCGGGGUUGGAUUCUUCUAUUCAAACAAAUAACAACGUUAUCACAGUCAGCCAGAAGGAUAAGGCCGGUGCAGGUGUUGCUACGGCGUUUUUGUUGGCAGCCAUUCUUGGAGGAGCCAUCUGGAUGGUACUUUAG